Molecule: messenger RNA, 777 nt
Organism: Naumovozyma dairenensis CBS 421
Lineage: Eukaryota; Fungi; Ascomycota; Saccharomycetes; Saccharomycetales; Saccharomycetaceae
Gene: NRK1
Product: ribosylnicotinamide kinase
Exons: 1
Coding region: 1-777 (258 amino acids)
Cellular component (GO): cytoplasm
Source: RefSeq, a predicted model, not a curated record
AUGUCAACGCCGUCACAGAAUACUACUCAUAAUAAAAGAAAGAUCAUUCUCGUAGCUAUCAGCGGAUGUUCCUCAAGUGGUAAAACUACUAUCGCUAAACUGACAUCUCAAAUAUUUCCCGAAGCAACAUUAAUUCAUCAAGAUGAUUUUUAUAAACACGAUAGUGAAAUCCCCAUCGAUCCUAUCCGUAAGAUUCAAAAUUGGGAUUGUCCCGAAGCUCUAGAUUUUUCACUAUUUGCUAAAGAAUUGGACUCCAUUAAAAGAACAGGUGUAGUCUCUAAUAAAUUGAUUCAUAAUGACAAUGUAGACGAUUUAACAAAAUUCAACUCUAUUUUGAAAGGACAAGCAUUAACGGAAUUGAAACAAAAAUAUGCAAAAAUCAAUGAGGCAGAAUAUAAAAUCAUUAUUGUGGAUGGAUUUAUGAUCUUGAAUAAUUCGGAAAUACGUUCGAAAUUUAAUCUAAACUUAUUGAUUCGUGCUCCGUAUUGUAUUUUGAAAAAAAGAAGAAAUAAUAGAGAUGGAUACAAGACGCUAGAUUCAUUUUGGGUUGAUCCACCUUACUAUUUCGAUGAAUUCGUUUAUAAAUCUUAUAAAGAGAAUCAUUCUUUCUUAUUUGAAAAUAAUGACGUAGAGGAUAAGCUGCUACACAAUGGUAACAAAAAUGAUAAAAUCUUAGACUUUAUGAAUGAUGACCAUGUAUCAAUCGUGACGGCAUUAAAUUGGGUAGCUGAUGGUAUUUUGAGUUUGUGUGACGUUGAACUUGAAGAACAGAAUUAA